CAUAAAGUCUUGUGAAGUACACAGUGUCUGUUCCUCUCUCUCUGAUCAUUGAAAUUCAAGAACUUGAUAGAAUUCAAGCUGAGGAAAUUGCAGCAAAGAAAAGCAAAGAAAAUUUAUUUUUCCAAAAUGGGUUUUCUCAGAUAUACACUUCACUUGAUCGAUUUCCUCGCUUGGCCGGUACUUGCUCUGGGCUAUCCUCUAUUUGCAUCAAUACGAGCGAUUGAGGCUGGCUCCAAGUAUCACAUGAGGAAGCUAGUCACAUAUUGGACCAUCUUUUCUUUUAUUUCUCUGUUCGAGCACGCGUUUGAGAAGCUUAUUGAAUGGGUUCCUGUGUGGCCAUAUAUAAAAUUAAUAACCAUAUGUUGGUUGGUGAUACAGCAGUUUAACGGCGCAUGUUAUCUUUAUCAAAACCUUAUUCGUCCAUGUUUUCCACUUAAACUGCCUGAUACUAUCAGGCAGUUUAAUGAUUCUCGUUAUGUCUACCAACUCCUUCUAUAUUUGUGCUUGUCUGUCAACCUUCAAACUGUUACUGACUGGUUUAACAAACCAAUGGAGGAUCCAUCUCUCAAGACUGAAACAUUUCUGGCUGUGGCACAGAGGUAUCUUGAAGAAAAUGGUUCCGAUGCUCUGGAGAAACUUAUUGCAGACAAGAGAGAAUGUGAAGGGAGUCAUCCUGUUUGGGAAGAUAUCAAAGUGACGGAGCAUAUGGCAAAACAUGAAGCUGCUGAGACCAAACGGGGAUAUCCAAUUCCGAUUGAGAAGAAAACGACAGGAGUGCAGGUCAAGGAAAUGACAGUUCCAGCAGAUGCUGAAGAGAUUAGACUUCCCAGGAUUAUAUCUUCAAAGCAAGUUCAGACAGAGUGGACUUGUGCAGUAUGCCAAGUGACAGCCACCUCAGAGCAAAUCUUGAAGUCCCAUCUUAAUGGAAGGAAACAUAAAGCAAAGAGUGAAGGGCUGAAAACUUGCCAGCAAACGGCCAAAAGUGAAGGAAGCUCACCUGUUACAACAAAUUCUAAUCAGCUUAAUCAGGAGAAAGUCAAGCAUGAAGCUGCAGCACGAUCAGAGCACGUUGCCAAUGAAGCAGCUGAGCCCAAACAGAUUACCCCUAAUCAGAGAGAAUGUGAAGGGAGCCAUCCUGUUUUGGAAGAUAUCAAAGUGAUGGAGCAUAUGGCAAAACGUGAAGCUGCUGAUACCAAACAGGGAUCUCCAAUUCCGAUUGAGAAGAAAACGACAGGAGUGCAGGUCAAGGAAAUGACAGUUCCAGCAGAUGCUGAAGAGAUUAGACUUCCCAGGAUUAUAUCUUCAAAGCAAGUUCAGACAGAGUGGACUUGUGCAGUAUGCCAAGUGACAGCCACCUCAGAGCAAAUCUUGAAGUCCCAUCUUAAUGGAAGGAAACAUAAAGCAAAGAGUGAAGGGCUGAAAACUUGCCAGCAAACGGCCAAAAGUGAAGGAAGCUCACCUGUUACAACAAAUUCUAAUCAGCUUAAUCAGGAGAAAGUCAAGCAUGAAGCUGCAGCACGAUCAGAGCACGUUGCCAAUGAAGCAGCUGAGCCCAAACAGAUUACCCCUAAUCAGAGAGAAUGUGAAGGGAGCCAUCCUGUUUUGGAAGAUAUCAAAGUGAUGGAGCAUAUGGCAAAACGUGAAGCUGCUGAUACCAAACAGGGAUAUCCAAUUCCGAUUGAGAAGAAAACGACAGGAGUGCAGGUCAAGGAAAUGACAGUUCCAGCAGAUGCUGAAGAGAUUAGACUUCCCAGGAUUAUAUCUUCAAAGCAAGUUCAGACAGAGUGGACUUGUGCAGUAUGCCAAGUGACAGCCACCUCAGAGCAAAUCUUGAAGUCCCAUCUUAAUGGAAGGAAACAUAAAGCAAAGAGUGAAGGGCUGAAAACUUGCCAGCAAACGGCCAAAAGUGAAGGAAGCUCACCUGUUACAACAAAUUCUAAUCAGCUUAAUCAGGAGAAAGUCAAGCAUGAAGCUGCAGCACGAUCAGAGCACGUUGCCAAUGAAGCAGCUGAGCCCAAACAGAUUACCCCUAAUCAGAGAGAAUGUGAAGGGAGCCAUCCUGUUUUGGAAGAUAUCAAAGUGAUGGAGCAUAUGGCAAAACGUGAAGCUGCUGAUACCAAACAGGGAUCUCCAAUUCCGAUUGAGAAGAAAACGACAGGAGUGCAGGUCAAGGAAAUGACAGUUCCAGCAGAUGCUGAAGAGAUUAGACUUCCCAGGAUUAUAUCUUCAAAGCAAGUUCAGACAGAGUGGACUUGUGCAGUAUGCCAAGUGACAGCCACCUCAGAGCAAAUCUUGAAGUCCCAUCUUAAUGGAAGGAAACAUAAAGCAAAGAGUGAAGGGCUGAAAACUUGCCAGCAAACGGCCAAAAGUGAAGGAAGCUCACCUGUUACAACAAAUUCUAAUCAGCUUAAUCAGGAGAAAGUCAAGCAUGAAGCUGCAGCACGAUCAGAGCACGUUGCCAAUGAAGCAGCUGAGCCCAAACAGAUUACCCCUAAUCAGAGAGAAUGUGAAGGGAGCCAUCCUGUUUUGGAAGAUAUCAAAGUGAUGGAGCAUAUGGCAAAACGUGAAGCUGCUGAUACCAAACAGGGAUCUCCAAUUCCGAUUGAGAAGAAAACGACAGGAGUGCAGGUCAAGGAAAUGACAGUUCCAGCAGAUGCUGAAGAGAUUAGACUUCCCAGGAUUAUAUCUUCAAAGCAAGUUCAGACAGAGUGGACUUGUGCAGUAUGCCAAGUGACAGCCACCUCAGAGCAAAUCUUGAAGUCCCAUCUUAAUGGAAGGAAACAUAAAGCAAAGAGUGAAGGGCUGAAAACUUGCCAGCAAACGGCCAAAAGUGAAGGAAGCUCACCUGUUACAACAAAUUCUAAUCAGCUUAAUCAGGAGAAAGUCAAGCAUGAAGCUGCAGCACGAUCAGAGCACGUUGCCAAUGAAGCAGCUGAGCCCAAACAGAUUACCCCUAAUCAGAGAGAAUGUGAAGGGAGCCAUCCUGUUUUGGAAGAUAUCAAAGUGAUGGAGCAUAUGGCAAAACGUGAAGCUGCUGAUACCAAACAGGGAUAUCCAAUUCCGAUUGAGAAGAAAACGACAGGAGUGCAGGUCAAGGAAAUGACAGUUCCAGCAGAUGCUGAAGAGAUUAGACUUCCCAGGAUUAUAUCUUCAAAGCAAGUUCAGACAGAGUGGACUUGUGCAGUAUGCCAAGUGACAGCCACCUCAGAGCAAAUCUUGAAGUCCCAUCUGAAUGGAAGGAAACAUAAAGCAAAGAGUGAAGGGCUGAAAACUUGCCAGCAAACGGCCAAAAGUGAAGGAAGCUCACCUGUUACAACAAAUCCUAAUCAGCUUAAUCAGGAGAAAGUCAAGCAUGAAGCUGCAGCACGAUCAGAGCACGUUGCCAAUGAAGCAGCUGAGCCCAAACAGAUUACCCCUAAUCAGAGAGAAUGUGAAGGGAGCCAUCCUGUUUUGGAAGAUAUCAAAGUGAUGGAGCAUAUGGCAAAACGUGAAGCUGCUGAUACCAAACAGGGAUCUCCAAUUCCGAUUGAGAAGAAAAUGACAGGAGUGCAGGUCAAGGAAAUGACAGUUCCAGCAGAUGCUGAAGAGAUUAGACUUCCCAGGAUUAUAUCUUCAAAGCAAGUUCAGACAGAGUGGACUUGUGCAGUAUGCCAAGUGACAGCCACCUCAGAGCAAAUCUUGAAGUCCCAUCUUAAUGGAAGGAAACAUAAAGCAAAGAGUGAAGGGCUGAAAACUUGCCAGCAAACGGCCAAAAGUGAAGGAAGCUCACCUGUUACAACAAAUUCUAAUCAGCUUAAUCAGGAGAAAGUCAAGCAUGAAGCUGCAGCACGAUCAGAGCACGUUGCCAAUGAAGCAGCUGAGCCCAAACAGAUUACCCCUAAUCAGAGAGAAUGUGAAGGGAGCCAUCCUGUUUUGGAAGAUAUCAAAGUGAUGGAGCAUAUGGCAAAACGUGAAGCUGCUGAUACCAAACAGGGAUAUCCAAUUCCGAUUGAGAAGAAAACGACAGGAGUGCAGGUCAAGGAAAUGACAGUUCCAGCAGAUGCUGAAGAGAUUAGACUUCCCAGGAUUAUAUCUUCAAAGCAAGUUCAGACAGAGUGGACUUGUGCAGUAUGCCAAGUGACAGCCACCUCAGAGCAAAUCUUGAAGUCCCAUCUCAAUGGAAGGAAACAUAAAGCAAAGAGUGAAGGGCUGAAAACUUGCCAGCAAACGGCCAAAAGUGAAGGAAGCUCACCUGUUACAACAAAUUCUAAUCAGCUUAAUCAGGAGAAAGUCAAGCAUGAAGCUGCAGCACGAUCAGAGCACGUUGCCAAUGAAGCAGCUGAGCCCAAACAGGGAUAUCCAAUUCCGAUUGAGAAGAAAACGACAGGAGUGCAGGUCAAGGAAAUGACAGUUCCAGCAGAUGCUGAAGAGAUUAGACUUCCCAGGAUUAUAUCUUCAAAGCAAGUUCAGACAGAGUGGACUUGUGCAGUAUGCCAAGUGACAGCCACCUCAGAGCAAAUCUUGAAGUCCCAUCUUAAUGGAAGGAAACAUAAAGCAAAGAGUGAAGGGCUGAAAACUUGCCAGCAAACGGCCAAAAGUGAAGGAAGCUCACCUGUUACAACAAAUUCUAAUCAGCUUAAUCAGGAGAAAGUCAAGCAUGAAGCUGCAGCACGAUCAGAGCACGUUGCCAAUGAAGCAGCUGAGCCCAAACAGAGAGAAUGUGAAGGGAGUCAUCCUGUUUGGGAAGAUAUCAAAGUGACGGAGCAUACGGCAAAACAUGAAGCUGCUGAGACCAAACAGGGAUCUCCAAUUCCGAUUGAGAAGAAAACGACAGGAGUGCAGGUCAAGGAAAUGACAGUUCCAGCAGAUGCUGAAGAGAUUAGACUUCCAAGGAUUAUAUCUUCAAAGCAAGUUCAGACAGAGUGGACUUGUGCAGUAUGCCAAGUGACAGCCACCUCAGAGCAAAUCUUGAAGUCCCAUCUUAAUGGAAGGAAACAUAAAGCAAAGAGUGAAGGGCUGAAAACUUGCCAGCAAACGGCCAAAAGUGAAGGAAGCUCACCUGUUACAACAAAUUCUAAUCAGCUUAAUCAGGAGAAAGUCAAGCAUGAAGCUGCAGCACGAUCAGAGCACGUUGCCAAUGAAGCAGCUGAGCCCAAACAGAUUGAAAAGAAAGCAACUGCUGUGCAGAUGAAGGAAACUGCGCUUCCAGCAGAUGCCGAGGAGAUAAAACUCCCAGAAACUAAUGCCGUAAAGAAAGUUCAGACAGAGUGGACUUGUGCGGUAUGUCAAGUGACAACUAAGUCAGAGCAUGACUUGAAGUGCCAUCUUCUAUGGAGACAUGAGGAAAAGUGUGAAGAGCUGAAAACUUGCAAGAAAACGGCCAAAACUGAAAGAAACCCACCUAUUACUUCAAAUAUGCCAGACAAGCUUAAGCAGGAGCAAGUAAAACUUGCACCUGGUGCACAAAGAAAGCACAGUACUAAUGAAAAACCUAAAGAAAAGGUCCAACUGGGCGCUGCUGGACAACAUCGAAAGCAGGAGCAACUGAGGAAUGCUGGUGGUGCUACUCAUAAUUCUAAGCUGUGGUGUAGUUUUUGUAGCAUUAAAUGCCUUAGCGAGAUUGAUAUGGCUUCACAUCUUAGCGGUAGGAAGCACUUGGCAAAACUUCAAGAAAUGAUGAGUUUUACUGGUUGAACGUGGGCUUUGGGUUAUGCAAAUAUGCACUUUUAUCAGGGUAUGUGAAGGUGUUUGGUCUUAUUUAGGGGAUGUGCUGUUGAAGCAACUUUGUUCUCUGAAACUUAGUUGCUUAGUAACUGGGAAGGAAAAAAGAGCAUAAGUUUAUGUCUGAAAGGUGAGAUAUCACUGUGUAUAAUCAGUUGGUAUGAGCAAUCAGAGCUUCUACUUUUAA
Messenger RNA from Lycium barbarum (goji berry), 5887 nucleotides. RefSeq lists its product as uncharacterized. The transcript is spliced from 24 exons. Lineage: Eukaryota; Viridiplantae; Streptophyta; Magnoliopsida; Solanales; Solanaceae. Gene Ontology annotation, molecular function: zinc ion binding; nucleic acid binding. The coding region runs from base 127 to 5673 and encodes 1848 amino acids. The record is from RefSeq and is a predicted model, not a curated record.